AUGUCGGAAACUUAUCGUCAGCAAGCUUUUGGGCAGCCGACCUUCACCGACGGACAUGCGAGUGGGAGUUCCUCUGGACAUGAUCUCUUCGACAUCCUCGACGCCUCCAAUCUCUAUCACGAUCACGAAUAUCAUCCCGGUGGACAGCACUUACAACCACUGCAAAUUCCUACCCAAAACGAUAUCGCGCAAAAUCAGCACUUUGCGUAUGCAUUGCACGUCAGCGGUGUGUCGGCUCCAGGUAAGCGCGACCCCUCUAUUUAUCUUCAUUUCAUCAUAUUCUACGUACUUCAUCCUCAACGAGUUCUUUCGAUCACCGCGUAUUCUGUGUUGUUUUCUGUUCCCCGCAUACCAUGGUCACUAACAUCAUCUCGAGGCCUGCAAUACACCUCGCCCACAAUGCCGACCAUGACCGGACACAUCCCGCAACAUUUCGAGCACGACUCUACACUUCAGAUUGGCUUCGAUGAUCUCCAGGGCUUCUCACCUGUUACGCAAGGCUUUAGCAUCAACGCCUAUCGCACGCCAUACCCCGACAGUAACGCGACAUCCACAUCUUCAGCCACAUCACCCGACCCCACCCACGCAAGUCUCCUCAACGAUCCGGUUGUCGUCGAGGCGGAAGAAGAUAAGCGAAAACGUAACCAAGCCGCAUCCGCACGUUUCCGUCAGAAGAAAAAGCAGCGUGAGAUGCAACUCAUGGAGACUAGUCGCGAAAUGCAAGAUCGAACCAAGAAGCUCGAAGCUGAGAAUGAUGGGUUAAAGAAAGAGAACAUGUUCUUAAAGAAGUUGCUUGUGGAGAAGGUGGACCAUAUGAGUGACGAGGAUCGGGAGUUGCUGAAGAAGGCCGCCGAAGGUGCGCUGAGUGGGAUCCUGACCAAGAAAUGA
Alternaria burnsii is the source of this 888-nucleotide messenger RNA. RefSeq lists its product as uncharacterized. The record is from RefSeq and is a predicted model, not a curated record. Gene Ontology annotation, molecular function: DNA-binding transcription activator activity, RNA polymerase II-specific; RNA polymerase II transcription regulatory region sequence-specific DNA binding. The transcript is spliced from 2 exons. Gene Ontology annotation, biological process: regulation of transcription by RNA polymerase II. The coding region runs from base 1 to 888 and encodes 295 amino acids. Gene Ontology annotation, cellular component: nucleus. Lineage: Eukaryota; Fungi; Ascomycota; Dothideomycetes; Pleosporales; Pleosporaceae.